This is a messenger RNA of Rotaria sp. Silwood2, 1287 nucleotides long. The record is from the annotation of a GenBank genome assembly. Lineage: Eukaryota; Metazoa; Rotifera; Eurotatoria; Philodinida; Philodinidae.
AUGAUAAAAGUUCAUUUACUAUCUCGGAUAUCACCGGAAACAAUUUCGUAUUGGAUAUACAAAUCUCCAAUUCGCCAGCUUCCAUUGACACCAUAUGAAGCUGAUCUUUUUCAUCAUAUAAAUAUAUUUCAUUCAAAUGGAAUUCUUGGAAAUAAAAGUCAAUUAGAUUAUUCUCGAUUAGAAUCAGCAUCUAUAACACCUUUUACUUCUUUUUUAAAAUUUUAUCAACUUAUUUGUUCAACUCCCCAAUUGAUUAAUUCAAAUCAAUUUUGGAUUUCAUCUCAUUCAUCUUCAUUAUGUAACAAUUCAAUGACAGAUGACGACAAACAAGUUGUUAAUAAUGUGUACAAAUCAUCCCUUCUUAUUGAUAAAGAUGUCAUAUCUAAAACAACUGAAUCAAAUAAUUCAUUCUGUCGACGAAUAGUAUUUCAUGGACAAGAAAUUUUAUCGUAUUAUACAACAUUAUCAACAAAUUUGAAAGAAAAAGAUAAUCAAACAGUAUCAUGUAUUUCAAUAAAAGAUAUUAUUUCGAUUUAUUUUCCAUGGUGUUCAAUUGAACAAUUUAUUCAAAUAUGUAGAAGAAAACAAAUAACGAGAUUUAAACCUGAUAAAUCAACCGGCUAUGAUUCAACAUUUCGUUUAGUUAAUAUUCAAGAAUUGGAAAAACAUUGGAAUUUUAUUCUUAAAGAACUUUUACCAGAUACACAAAUAUCUUCUCGUAAACACAGUGAUCAAUCUGAAGAAGAUAAAUUAUUUAUUGAAUUGCAAGAGAAUAAUCUUUCAUUGACAAAUAAUUCAAAUGAUAUUUUAUCUUCAAAUAUAAAUAAUCAAGAUUCAAUUAAGACAAUUGAAUUAGCGUCAAAAGAAAUUUUAUCUGAAAUAAAUUCAAUUGAAAUAGACGAUAAUUCAAUAGAAAAUAAUUAUAUAUUAAACAAUUCUUAUAUUCAAUUAAAUGAUAAAAUAAACGAAUAUUAUCAAUUAAUAAAACAUAAUAAUAAUAAUGACAAUAAAUUUGAAAUGAAUUUAUCAGAAACUGUACAAGAAAAACAAACAUUAUCAAUUAUAAAAGAUAAAAAUUCAUUAAAUAAAAGAACUUUAAAAAGAAAUCAAUAUCGAUCAACUAUUUCUUCUUAUUAUUAUUCAAAAAAAAGAAGAAAAGAAGAAUCAAACAAAAUGUAUAAUCAUAAUAAAUAUUCAAAUAAUUAUGAUCAACAAUUAUGGAUGAAAAAAUAUUCAAUUGAAUCAUUUUCAAUUAUUAUUGAUCGAUAUAAAUUACCUUUUAUUUAA